GACGCUUACGUGAUACGUGCCGAUUGGAGAUAUUCACCGGCCGGAACAGCGGAGCUUUCGUGUGGGUUAUAGAGCUUAGUAUUUGCUUAUCACUAUUAGUCGGUGUUUUUCAAGAUAAUUGUGUAGACGGUGAAAUUGGUGUAAUAAUUUGAAUAAAAAAUCAUUAUUUCAGAGGAAUGCUCACCAAUAAAUUGACCCAUUUCCCCGUUAAGACCCUUGCAAAUGUAUUAUAUUGGUUCCAACUUUACCUUCUGUGUUUGCGUGCCGUUUCAGCAACAAAUAUGACUACCUACAAGUUAACAUAUUUCCCAGUGAAAGCUCUUGGAGAGCCUAUUCGAUUCUUAUUGAGUUACGGAGGCGUCGACUUUAUUGACGAUCGAUUUGACCGAAAUGAUUGGCCAAAAAUCAAAAAAGAAACGCCAUUUGGUCAAGUCCCUGUACUGGAAGUAAAUGGCAAGAAAGUCUGUCAAUCAACUGCCAUCAGCCGUUAUUUAGCUAAACAAUUUGGUCUCGUUGGAAAAGAUGACUGGGAAAAUCUUGAAAUCGAUUCUACCGUUGAUACAAUUCACGAUGUCCGUGCGAAAAUCGCCGCUCAUCAUUACGAAGACAAUGCUGAGACUAAAGCUAAAAAGCUAGAAGCUGCUAAGGAACUUGUGCCAUUCUACAUUGAACGUUUGGACGAGCAGGUGAAGAAAAACGGCGGAUAUUUUGUCGGUGGCAAGUUGACUUGGGCUGAUAUAUUUUUCGUUGCGCUCCUCGAUUAUCUUAAUGAUAUGUCUGGAUAUGAUAUUAUCGAAAAAGCCGAAAAUCUUAAAGCUUUAAAAGAUAAAGUACUAGCCGUGCCUAAAAUUAAAGCCUGGGUUGAUAAACGUCCGGCAUGAGAUGAGAAAUUCUAGAAUAGAAAGACUUGUUUCGUGAUAUAUACUUUUUUUCAACACCGUUUUGGUACAUAUUAUAAUGUAAGGCUAUUAUUUUUCAAUUAAAAAUUAAGUCACUUCUCUUUUGUACGAGUUAAUAAAAUAUAUAAUUUAUUUUAUGAGAUA
This is a messenger RNA of Planococcus citri (citrus mealybug), 1043 nucleotides long. RefSeq names its product Glutathione S transferase S1 (gene GstS1). Gene Ontology annotation, biological process: glutathione metabolic process. The coding region runs from base 177 to 881 and encodes 234 amino acids. Lineage: Eukaryota; Metazoa; Arthropoda; Insecta; Hemiptera; Pseudococcidae. The transcript has 5 exons. The record is from RefSeq and is a predicted model, not a curated record. Gene Ontology annotation, molecular function: glutathione transferase activity.